AUGCUUGGCAGAGAUUGUGCUCCUUGGACCUGCCUAGAGCGAGCCCGUUCGCUGCUCGCGGCGUGUUGUGCGUGUGGGUGGCUGUCUGCGCCUGGCCGCUGCAAAAUUGGUCUCCGCUUGUGCAAGAUUGCCAUUCGCCUCCACGGGCCCAGAGAACCGUCCUGCACUCGGCACGCGUGCCAUAACGGGUCCGUCGCAAGCCUCCACGUCCCAAGGCCGGGCCAUGCUACGACGCGUUGA
This is a messenger RNA of Bipolaris zeicola 26-R-13, 240 nucleotides long. RefSeq lists its product as uncharacterized. Bases 1 to 240 code for a protein of 79 amino acids. The transcript has a single exon. Lineage: Eukaryota; Fungi; Ascomycota; Dothideomycetes; Pleosporales; Pleosporaceae. The record is from RefSeq and is a predicted model, not a curated record.